GGAACGGUUUCCUUUGUGUUUGGCCUGAUAUCUGAUAACCGCCGCUUCGGCGACUGAAAUCCUUCGUUGCUUUUUAUGGUUUCAUUGGCGGUUCCUUGAUUUUACGUUGUCCUUAUCUUUUUGUCAAUCGCAGUGUCGUUUCCCAUUUUUUACGUUUCCUUUCGUCAUUGGACCGGUAACUGAAAUACACUAUUUUCACGUCUGCUCAUUCUUUCCUCCAUUUUUUUACUCUUUCGUGGCGCCGGAACUUCCCUAUUGUCAUUUUGUUUUCUUUCUCAAAAAUUGUUUCCUCUCUCUUUGGUGCUCUUCUUUUCCCAAACCAUGGAGUUUACUCUGCUUUGUAACCUCGGAGGUCCGCGCAAUGCCAGCGUUUCUUUGCGGCUCCGACUGCUGCAUGUGUGGCCGGCGAAGUCUCCGGGGGACAUUAGGAUCUACAAUUACUGUACUCUUUGGGUCGAUGAAACGGGUAUGCUGAUACAGGGCGUCUCACCGACUUCGAUGGCUGCUGGGAUUCGUCGUAAUCUCUCGGUUGGCAAGAUAUACGUCAUAAAGACUUUUGCCCUGAGCAAUCCGCCGAAUCAGAAUCGGGCCUGUUCCUUUGAUUUGGCUUUGGGUCUUUCGCCUUCGGCUUCUUUUCAGCCCUGUUUUCUUCCUGCUGAAAGUUUCCCACUUGAUGCUUACGAGUUUGUGGCUUUCUCUCAGUUGAAUAUGCGUUCCAGUAACCAUCAUUAUUUGACAGAUGUCGUUGGCCGACUCAGUUCGAUCAGCUGGAUAUCGCACAAGAUCGCAAAUAACGGGCCUGCAGUCAAGCAGGCGGUUAUAGUUGAGGAUGAAAGGUUUGCUGAGAAACAUGAGGUUGUUGAAUCCUUGCCGAUUGAGUUUGCUACUGCGGCUGAUGCUACAGCUGAUGCAGAUCGUCGAACCAGGACUUUGAGUCAGCUGCUGGCGUUAUCCAGAACAAAUGCCUCACUGGAAGAGAAGUACCGCUGUGGUGGAGUGAUUGUUGAUGUCGAGUCAAGCACACCUUGGUAUUAUAUUUCAUGCAAGUUGUGUUCGAGGGCUGUUUCGAAGCGUCGUGAUGAUACGUUUUGGUGUUCAAAGGAUUGGCAGUUCGACGAGGAACAAACUCGCGUCAAGUUGCCGUUGCCGGGCCCAACUAGUUUCUCCUCGGGUGAAUUCCGUGUGACCCAAGUGGUUCCUCUUGAUGAUCUUACUGUGGUCGGUGAUCUGUUUGAGUUUUCUUCGCCCCCUCCAUUGGCUGCUCCUAUGGUGCGCGCAUCGAGUACCGUGGGGGGCCCUUCUGGUUCAUCGAGGGCCUCGAAGGGAAAGGAAAAGGUUUCAGACUCUCUUCUCAUUGAAGCUCCAGCUAUGCCGUUUAGCAUCACUGAUGAACCAGAUCUGAUUGACAAAUUUCCCAGUUAUGAGGGCAAGGAUUUUCGAAACCCUAUUUCUGCAAAUGUCAGAAAUGAAGAUAUUGAUACUGAGUCACGGGUUCUUGGAGGUUCUCAGGUUUCAGUGAUGGGUGUACAGGUGGGCUCUACCCGAACUGCUGCACCUGCUGUGAUGUCCUCUGCUGUUCAUUCUGCUGUACCAUCUGUCCAAUCUGCUGCUUCAAUGAUCCCCAGACGAUCAGCAAGAAUUGAAUAGUCUAUGAGCCCCGAGGAUGUUGGUCGUAGAUCAUCUAUGCCAGCUGCAAAAUUUUUAAAGCCAUCCCCCGAGUCAUCUCCUGGAAUGACCUUAGGUUCAACCGUCGUGUCCCCCUCGGCAUCGCCGUGAGUAUUUAAGUUUGUGUUAUUGUUCCCGUUCUUAGAAUGAAAAAUUCGAUUUGUUUCAAGGUUGGUUUCUCCACUGGCCAAGAUCAAGGUGGAGAAGUUGGAUCUACCGAAAGUGCUCAGGCGCAACAUGGUGGUUCCUCGCAGGCAGGUGUUGAUAUGGAAAGGGAUGCUUUGGUGGUAACACGCCAAAACACAACACCAAACUGCGACCAAGUGUAAUCGCAGUCCGGGAAUGCAGUAAAGUGGCAAGUUCUAU
Linum trigynum is the source of this 2031-nucleotide messenger RNA. The record is from the annotation of a GenBank genome assembly. Lineage: Eukaryota; Viridiplantae; Streptophyta; Magnoliopsida; Malpighiales; Linaceae.